UUGCCCUCCCAAGCAUCUCCUCCUCCUCCUCUGUUUGCGUCUCUUUCGUUUGUGGCUCAUUCCAAUCUCAUGACCGUCGCUUCCGUCUUCGUCUUCGAUUCUCAAAUGCUGUGAAAACUUUGUGCCCAUCAUCGGCGCCUCCCGAUCCUCCUCCUCCUUGCUCUGCUGCUACUGGAAGACCGGGAGAGAUGUCUGUUCUAGCGCCGACUCCUCACGUCCUCCUCAGAGAAGUCUGUCCCCGAGAGCACCACCACCACCUCCGGGGGCUGAGCGGCGUCAGCUCUUUGUCUCUCCAUAGACCGCCCAUCGGCGAUCGGAGUAGGAGCUUGGGCUGCCCGAGGAUCGCGAGGCCGGACACGAGAGCAGGGGCGUUUUGGCCCGACUCCUCGAGCCACGCCGUUGCGGAGAUGGAGCCCAUCGAGGACUGUGAUCAGCUGGACCAGGUUCUUCAGCGCGCUCGCGAGCUCUCCCAACCCAUUCUCAUCGAUUGGAUGGCUGCUUGGUGUCGGAAAUGCAUUUAUCUGAAGCCGAAGCUAGAGAAGUUGGCUGCCGAGUACGAAAGCAAAAUCAGAUGCUAUUGUGUAGAUGUCAACAAAGUUCCUCAGUCCCUUGUGAAGCGCGGAAAUGUCUCUAAAAUGCCAACUUUACAGGUAUGGAAAGAUGGAGAGAUGAAAGAAGAAGUAAUUGGAGGACACAAGGCUUGGCUUGUCAUUGAAGAAGUAAGAGCAAUGAUCCAAAAGUACGUUUGAACGUGCCAUGGGACCUCUCUCUCCCUCUCCCUCUCUCAUGUGUAUCAUUGAAUGCAGUAAAAGCAACAUUGUACAGUGAAAUUGGCUGUAAAGUUAGCUCGUUUAAGGUUAAAUUCUUCUUUUCGGACGAAAGAAAAAGGUUAUUAUUUUAAGGUGAAUCUUCAUCAGCACGAAA
Molecule: messenger RNA, 924 nt
Organism: Rhodamnia argentea
Lineage: Eukaryota; Viridiplantae; Streptophyta; Magnoliopsida; Myrtales; Myrtaceae
Product: thioredoxin-like 3-1, chloroplastic
Exons: 5
Coding region: 189-749 (186 amino acids)
Cellular component (GO): chloroplast stroma
Source: RefSeq, a predicted model, not a curated record